This is a messenger RNA of Aspergillus aculeatus ATCC 16872, 873 nucleotides long. RefSeq lists its product as uncharacterized. Bases 1 to 873 code for a protein of 290 amino acids. The record is from RefSeq and is a predicted model, not a curated record. The transcript has 2 exons. Lineage: Eukaryota; Fungi; Ascomycota; Eurotiomycetes; Eurotiales; Aspergillaceae.
AUGGAAGACACAACAUCCACCACAAUCCGCCCCUCAGCGGCUACCACCAACCCUCCCAGCGUCGAGAACGCCUACAAGCGCAAAUGCCUUGCCCUGAAGAAGCGCCUCAACGAGAUCGAGGAAGAGAACGAACAGAUGCGCGUCCGCAACAGGCGCGGCUGGCAGUACAUCCAGAAGAUGCGCCUGGAGUCGUGCAUCUUGCUCGAGCGCCUGGCCAAGGUCACCGGCAUGACCGAGGAGGCGUCCUCGCAGGCAGGGGCCGCCGCCAACCCGGAACUCCGGGCCCGCGCCGUCGCGCUGAUGAGCAACGCCUCGGCGUUGAAUGGGCUGGGUGCAUCGUCGGAGGGCAAGAAUGGGGCCGCUGGCGGCGGCGGCGGCGCGUAUCUGGAUGAUGAGACAGAGGGGAGUUCAGAUGAGCAGCCUCCUACUCCCCAAGAACGACCUCUCCGCGUCAAACGAUCCCGAAAAUCCAACCUCCCCGACGGCGUCGGCGCCGACGAUGAAGGCAGCACCGCCGCCGCCGGAGCUGCCAGUAACAAUGCUGCCGACAACGGCGACAACAACACCGACAACAACGGCAACCUGCCCCGGCUGGCCCCCGCCCCGUCCCAGGACGAUCUGAGCUCCACAUUUCGGCUUGGGGCCGGUCAGCACACAGAAUCCGAUGAGCGCGGCACGAGUCAGAAUCCGGAAUCCGGCUCGAGAACCCGUCGAGCUUCUAAUGCUGCUGCUGCUGCUGCCGCGGCGGAUGAUGAUGAUGACGACGCCGCAGCCGAGGGAGAAGAGAACGAGAACGAGGCUGGUGACGCAUCAGUGGAACCCUCCUCAACGCCGAUGGAUUUGGAUGUCAAGGAACCGAAGGAGGAGAGCUAG